Molecule: messenger RNA, 1109 nt
Organism: Camellia sinensis
Lineage: Eukaryota; Viridiplantae; Streptophyta; Magnoliopsida; Ericales; Theaceae
Product: syntaxin-52
Biological process (GO): vesicle-mediated transport; vesicle fusion; intracellular protein transport
Cellular component (GO): membrane; endomembrane system; SNARE complex
Molecular function (GO): SNAP receptor activity; SNARE binding
Source: RefSeq, a predicted model, not a curated record
GUGUCCGGACAAACUCCGCCUGUUAAUAGUGGCGCCGUGUUGUCACCUCCGUCCUAAUCCUCCUUUUCUGAAAAUUCAGUUUCAAAACGCAACCACCCCAAUCUUCUCCAACCCUAGUUCGAUCCUCAUCAAUUCCCAAUUUUCACUAUUCAAAUUGUUGUUGAUUCGAAUCAAAGAGAUCAAUGGCAUCUUCUGCAGACCCAUGGGUCAGGGAAUAUAAUGAAGCAGCAAGACUUGCGGAUGAUAUAAAUGGCAUGAUUUCCGAAAGGAGUUCUUUAUCUGCAUCAGGACCAGAAGGGCAACGUUAUGCAUCUGCUAUACGGAGAAAAAUUACAAUAUUGGGAACUAGACUUGACAGCUUGCAGUCCCUUCUUGGAAAGCUUCCUGGAAAACAGCCUCUAACAGAGAAAGAGAUGAAUCGCCGUAAGGAUAUGCUUGCAAACUUGAGAUCAAAAGUAAAUCAGAUGGCCUCCACAUUGAACAUGUCAAAUUUUGCAAACAGAGACAGCUUGCUUGGGCCAGAUAGUAAGGCAGCUGAUGCAAUGAGCAGAACAACUGGCUUGGAUAACCAUGGCGUUGUUGGACUUCAAAGGCAAAUAAUGAAAGAACAAGAUGAGGGCCUUGAUAAAUUGGAGGAGACGGUGAUAAGUACAAAACAUAUUGCUUUGGCGGUCAAUGAGGAACUUGACCUACACACUAGACUAAUUGAUAACCUGGACCAACAUGUGGAUGUUACAGAUUCCCGAUUAAAGCGAGUACAGAAGAACCUGGCAAUUUUAAAUAAACGCACCAAAGGUGGUUGCUCGUGUCUGUGCCUCCUUUUAUCAGUUGCUGGGAUUGUGGGUCUGAUCGCCACCAUAUAUUUGCUGGUCAAAUACUUGUAAUACAAACAAUACACAAACAUCUUUCCCAUGAUGUGUUUGUGCGUCUUGGUGUGGAGGGUGGCUUUUGUGAUUGCAUUGUUAAAAACUUUUUUAUUAUGUGUUUUCUGAUUUCCUUUGCUGGUGCAAUAUUUAUGUUCUGGUGUUUUAUCAAAUGAAUUUGUUACAACAAAUGACGAAGUGUCACUUGAACACUGAACUAUUUAUCUUGUUCCAAUUUGCUUCUCA